CAUAGAUGGCGGGGGCAGGAGCAACACUAAACGAUCCACAGCGGUGAGGUAAAGGCGUUUUAGGGACUAGUAUAACAUUUUCAGAAGGAAAAUGACGGGGCCGUAAAAAAUAACACUGCCGCGUUUUGUGAAUUUCCUUUUUUUUAGCGCGAUCUAACGCACCCACUGAGUGACUUUCUUUGUUGUAGUCACCAGCUACAUAAGAUAACAACAGUCAGUUGGUAUAUUAAACGAUCCACCUCUUACGUUGGUGGCUGUGUAACAUACCGUGAAGGCUGACGCGAUGUCUAAUGGCAAGAUCAUUCCGGAUACUCCGCUGGCUGUCGAUUUCUGGAAAGUUCGCAAGUGUCCGGAGACGCGACUCUUCUUCCUGUCUCAUAUGCACAGCGACCACACGGUAGGUCUCACGUCCACCUGGACAGACCGACCCAUCUACUGCUCACCUGUCACCGCCUCUCUGCUCAAAGUCAAACUGGGGGUGAAAGAGAAGUGGAUCCACCCAUUAGAACUGGGUGACCCAUACCUUCUGCCUCUGGAUGACAUUGGCAAAGAAAACAUGACAGUCACGUUGAUUGAUGCCAACCACUGUCCAGGGGCUGUCAUGUUUCUUUUUGAGGGCUACUUCGGUUCCAUACUGUACACUGGUGACUUCAGAUAUUCCCCGUCGAUGCUGCGUGAGCUGUGUCUUGCGACAAGCGCCACAAUCAAUGUUCUGUACUUGGACAACACCAACUGUGACCCCAACCGCAUCAUCCCCACUAGAAAGCAAGCCACUCAGCAAAUUAAGGAGAUCAUCCGCAGCCAUCCCGACCAUAACGUCGUCUUAGGUCUCUACACGCUGGGCAAAGAGUCCCUCCUGGUGGAUCUGGCCAUGGAAUUUCAGACUUGGAUCGAGGUUAGCUAUGACAGGAUGGAGACCCUCAAAGCGCUGGAACUGCCUGACGUUUUCACCACCGACUCGGGUGCCGGACGUAUCCGAGUUGUGGAGCAGAGAGAGAUUUCCUUUUCCGCCUUGUGCCAGUGGAACAGCGAACAGCCCACGCUAGCGAUCUAUCCCACCAGCAGGCCCCUGGUCUCCUUUCACCCCAAAGUCCACGUGGUGCCCUACUCGGACCACUCAUCACAUCAAGAGCUGAUUGACUUUAUCUCCGGACUCAAGCCUUCGUCUCUUGUGCCUAUUAUAGGAAACAGCAUCCCGGGAAGCCUCUCCGUUUUAGUCCCCGGCAAAAGGCAUGAAAUCUUGGUGCCCGAGUCCGUGCAACACUACAUGAGGCGGCUGCCCGAAAACAAUAUGAAAACAUCAGCAUCUUCCUACGUUCAUUGUCAACAUGUACGACCACUUCCGCCUAAAGGAGUGGUAUUUGACUCUCCUGUAAGCUUAGCCAAAUCGGGCCGGGAGGCGGGGUGUCCGGAGGAAGAUUCUCCCUCUGAAGAGGAAUCGGACACGGAGAGUGUUGAAAAUCAUUGUGAUUAUAUUGUGGUUUCCAGCAAUAAACACACCCCUUAUAAAAACAAACAAGACCCCGUCAACCCUUGGAACAUCAACAUUGUCCAGACCGUCCCAGAGGAAAUGUUGAUGGCACAUUCGAUGACACUCAGUCAACUCAGUCAGAGCAACUUUGCACCGAUGAAGAUUGUAAGAAACACCAAUGCCUGCUUGAGGCCGCGUUGGAGUAGAGUACACACCAUGGACGAUAUGGCUUCAAAUGGGAAUCACACCCAGCCUCGUAGAUGUCUGCGUUUUGUCGACAGCACCCAGAUGUCCGAUGAUGACGGCAGAAGUGAGUGUGAAGAACAACAGCUUAAUCACGGCACCCAGCAAGACACUAAACAUGAUGCAAAAGACAACAGCGGUGAAUCUUUAUUCCAAUCAAGUCCUGAUAAUUCCUCUGCUUCAUCAACCUUGUUGUCAGGAGAGACUUGCACAGAAGAUAUUGAAAACAAGAUUUUGGAUGAUGUUGUUUUCACAGCAGAGGACUUGAAGAUAUGCUGCCUCUUGAAGAAGAGCGUUGUGCAGAGGUUUGUCAUUUGUCCCGUACAGAAGCAAAAUGUGCUCACAUCUCUGACAAAAUGACAGGAUUUCCACAUACAGUGUCACCCACCCAAGUUAUUGUUAUUAAUCUUUUCCAACGUGUGUGUGUGGAAAACGUGGUUGUAUGAAAACUGAACAGAUUUUUAAGAAAAAUGUAAAUCCAAUUUAAAUAAAUUCCAAUAAAUUCCAGCCACUGAAAAUACAAAACACAUUUUGUGAAUAAUCAUAGUUGCGCACACAGAAAACAAAGUGAAAUACUUUCAUUCAAACAGCAAAUGAAAUAGGAUAAAUUAACAAUUUUUAAAGAGUCUUGUUGGCAAAGACGGCAACGCGCAGAGAAGUAGAAAAAGCGAGAGUCACACUGACACCACCUUUUUGUUUUAGUACGAAUUAUUUCCUGUAUUCACCACUUGCUACUUUCAUGGUGGGCCACUUUGAUGAAUGAUACAAUACAGGGCAAAAUGUCAUUUCCCAGGUUAAGUUGCAUUCAUGAUCAUUACAGGAUAUUUACAGGAUUAUUGUGUAAAUGAAGUAUUGAUUGAAUGUUUACUGUAUGAUAUAAGAUUGCUGAUUUGUUUGUUACGCACAAUGUUGUACAUUAACUGGAACACUGUAUAAGAUUCAUUCAUUCAUUCAUUUGUUUUCUACCGCUUUUCCUCAGCUGCUACAGCCGAGCUCCGCAGAGCUGGACAUCAUCUUAUAUACUCUAUAUGUGGGGAGUGCCUGUCCACCUUAACUACAGUGGUUGGUUAUAGUAUUUUGG
Molecule: messenger RNA, 2795 nt
Organism: Doryrhamphus excisus (bluestripe pipefish)
Lineage: Eukaryota; Metazoa; Chordata; Actinopteri; Syngnathiformes; Syngnathidae
Source: RefSeq, a predicted model, not a curated record